AUGUUCUUGAAUUGUUGUCCUAAUGUUUACUCUUUGCUGUUAAAAACAUAAAUCUAAUUUAUUGACCCUGACACACUGUUAUAGAUUGACUUAAAAGACUCUCAUUCAGUAAUUCUAAAGAAAGACUUUUUACACAUUUAUAAACAAGGAGAACCUAUUUCUUCUUUGAAGUUACAUUUUCCUAAUUUGAUUAAAUGGAAAUUUGAUAAAGGAUUGGUAGGAUUCACUAUAGACAAUGAGACUUAUUUGACUGAAGAAACAUACAAAAUAAAAGAGCAUUUAAAUGGAAGAUUGUUUUUUUCUAAAAUUCAAGAUUUUUACACUCCUCUCUAAGUGUUAGGAAAAGGCAGUAGUGCUAAAGUGCUAUUAGUCAAAUCAAAGGUUGGGGAUACAUUUUAUGCUGCAAAAUGUGUUCCCAAAACUGAAUCAAUAAUUUAAGAGAUUGAAAUUAAUAAUCUGUUGGAUCACCCAGCUUUUGUGAAAAUAAAAGAAGUGUUUUUAGGAGACACAAGCUAUUAUAUCAUAAUGGAUCUAUUGUCUGGAAAGAAUCUUUAAUAAAUACUUAAAAAUCAACAUACUGGUCUCACAGUUGAGUAGUCUAAAUUAAUUAUGCAUGCAUUAUUAAGUGGAAUUGACUACAUGCAUUAAAAAAAUAUUAUGCAUCGAGAUAUUAAACCAGAUAAUAUAGUAUUGGAAAAGAUAAACAAUCUUACUACGUUGAAAAUAGUUGAUUUUGGUUUAGCUACUUAUUCCAACAUUAAGAAAUUUUAAUAUCCUAAAUGCGGUACUCCAGGCUAUGUAGCUCCAGAAGUUGCAAAUUUGACUGAUAAAAAUUAAAUUUAUGAUAAGAAAUGCGAUAUCUUUAGUGCAGGAGCAGUCUUCUAUAAAUUAUUAACAGGAAGAGAUAUGUUUUCAGGAACAGGUUUUGCUUAUGUAUUGGCAUAAAAUAAGAAAUGUCAAAUAGAUUUUACUCUCCUAUAAUUAAGAAAACUGCCAUAAGAUGCUAUUUUACUUUUAAAAUAAAUGUUACAAAAAGAUCCUAUACUAAGACCGACAGCUGGGGAAUGUUUGAAGUUUCAGUUUUUCACAUCCACUCAAUAAAAUGAAAUCCAUUCACCUGCGCCUAAUACUAGUACAUACAAUUCAAAUUCUGCACCAACAGGACCAUCUAAUGCACACAAAAGAUAAUUUUUUGCUUAAUAGAAAUAAAUGAUGUAGACUGUCGAUUUCUAAACAGAAGAAAAGACUGAAUAUAAGGGAUCCUUUGUUACUAACGAUAUGGUACAAUAUCCUUAGAUGCCAAAAAUGGUCAUGAAAUUCAACACAACUGAAUUUGAAACAAUUUGA
Messenger RNA from Paramecium tetraurelia, 1347 nucleotides. RefSeq lists its product as uncharacterized. Gene Ontology annotation, biological process: protein phosphorylation; mitotic DNA damage checkpoint signaling. Gene Ontology annotation, cellular component: nucleus; cytoplasm. The transcript is spliced from 4 exons. The record is from RefSeq and is a predicted model, not a curated record. NCBI's taxonomy places the organism in Eukaryota, Ciliophora, Oligohymenophorea, Peniculida, Parameciidae. Gene Ontology annotation, molecular function: ATP binding; protein serine/threonine kinase activity.